Rhagoletis zephyria (snowberry fruit fly) is the source of this 939-nucleotide messenger RNA. It is a transcript of the gene P5cr, whose product is annotated as Pyrroline 5-carboyxlate reductase. NCBI's taxonomy places the organism in Eukaryota, Metazoa, Arthropoda, Insecta, Diptera, Tephritidae. The record is from RefSeq and is a predicted model, not a curated record. Gene Ontology annotation, biological process: L-proline biosynthetic process. Gene Ontology annotation, molecular function: pyrroline-5-carboxylate reductase activity.
UUUGUAAAAACCUCUCAAGUGAUUGUGUCGGGUCCGAACAUCGAGAACCUGGCACGUUGGCGAGAGAUAGGCAUUGCAACCACGGACGAUAACUACGAAGUGCUAGACAAGGCGGAUAUUAUUUUCAUAUGCGUAAAGCCACAUAUUCUAACACCGAUGGCUGCUCAAUUAUGUAGUCUACAUUCCCCCACAUUAAAAGACAAAGAUAAACUUUUUGUGUCGGUGCUGGCCGGGGUUAAUCUCAAGACAUUGGAAGAGAAAUUUUCCUUUAUUAAUGGCCUAAAAAUGAUACGCACUAUGCCCAACACACCCAUGCAAAUUGGCGAGGGCAUUACUGUGUACACACCUGGUUCCUAUGUAAAGCAACAGGAUUUGGAGAAAUUACACUUGAUGUUAAACUCCCUGGGCAUCGCCCAGCAAGUGCCGGAAGCUAUGAUAGAUUCUGUUACAGGCGUAGCUGGUUGCGGGCCAGCAUUUGUGUAUACUAUAAUCGAGGCAUUGGCUGAUGGUGGUGUUAAGCAGGGGGUGCCAAGACAAAUGGCGCUGCAAUUUGCGGCACAAAUGCUGCUGGGAUCUGCUAAAAUGGUAAUGCUGACUGGUAAACAUCCAGCGGUGUUACGAGAUGAGGUUUGUUCCCCUGGCGGUGCAACUAUUGUAGGUGUGCAUGAACUGGAAAAAGGCAACUUGCGUGCAACGCUAAUCAAUGCAGUAGAAAAAUCAAGUCAACGUGCAGCUGAGCUUGGCAAGAAAUAAACGUGCGGCUACACUCAUUCCCAUCCAGUAAAAUAAAGCAUUUGUGACAAUUUCACCAUGGAAAAAACUCUCGAACAUUCAUACCUUUAUUCGGUAAAGGCAAUUUUUCAUAAUUUACGUCUAAUCAUACUUAUUAGCUAAAUAAUUAAAUAAAAAGAUUCGUGUUCGCAUUUGCAAAGCUGAUUA